This is a messenger RNA of Aplosporella prunicola CBS 121167, 1709 nucleotides long. RefSeq lists its product as uncharacterized. Gene Ontology annotation, biological process: protein dephosphorylation. Gene Ontology annotation, molecular function: protein tyrosine phosphatase activity. The transcript has 3 exons. Lineage: Eukaryota; Fungi; Ascomycota; Dothideomycetes; Botryosphaeriales; Aplosporellaceae. Bases 347 to 1621 code for a protein of 424 amino acids. The record is from RefSeq and is a predicted model, not a curated record.
CCGCCACCGCUGCACCUUUCUCCAGUAACUCCAUUUUUUUCCUUUUCAGCCGCGCCCCGCCCCGCCCACCAGUCUCGACUCUUCGCCCGCCGUCUUGCAUCAACUAGUACUUACCCGCCGUCCCGUUUCCGCGCCUGCAGCCGCCCGCUCGCCCGCCCGCCCAGUGCUGCAUCUAUAUAAAGAAACACCCAUACUGCUCAGCCUCUUGCGUGCCCGCCUUAACUGGCCCACCGUCGAUCACCAGCGCGUCGCCGCACGCACCACCAAUCUGCAUCCUCUGGACCACCUCCGCCAGCUUCGGCGCAAAGCCGCAAGCAAACGCUCAAAUCUGGCGGCCUUGAAGAAAAUGGUCGGCUCCUCGCACCACCAGCUCGCCGUGCCCUCGUCUCCCUCGACUCCCUCUAAGCGCGAGCGCUCCCACGACAGCAUACGCUCCACCGCCGCCGUCGCCUCCUUGUCCAUGAACAGCAGCCCGAGUCUGUCGGCGAGGGGCGACGAUUCCGCCUCCGAAGAGGCUCCUUUGCCAUGGUUCCUAAGACAGAAGAAAACAGAGACACACUCCAAGUUUGUCGAGCUUGAAUGGCAGCAAAGGAACCGCCUGGUCCAGAGCACCACGCCCUCGCAGAACAACACCACCUCCCCUUCGCAAUGGGCGCGUGUGACGGGCGAGGCUGUCUCGCAGCGCAAUCGUUACCUGAACGUCGACCCGUUUGCCAACAACCGCGUACAACUCAAGGUCCCCGAGGGACAUGACGACUACAUCAAUGCUUCGCCCAUUGUUCUGAAGACGAAGAAGUCUGGGGCCAUAAAGAACUUUAUAGCGACUCAGGGACCCAAGGACAACACCCACCACCACAUCUGGCGCAUGAUCUGGCACGAAUGCGCCUCCCCGGCCGUUGUCCUCAUGCUAACCCAGACGCACGAGUCCGGCCGCGAGAAAUGCUUCCAAUACUUCCCGCACUCGAUGGAGGCGCCAUACCUCACCAUCAACGAGCACGACGAAUUCGAAGAUGCCUUAGUCCUAGACAUUACGCUCAAGACACUCAACGAAGACGAAAAGACACGGUCCACGAUCCGGGAGCUCGAGCUGCGCGACCGCCAAACCGGCGAGACCAAAACAGUCUGGCACAUUCUCUUCAGCGCGUGGCCGGACUUCUCGGUCCCAGAAGGCGCCGACAAGCUCGCGCUCCUCGAACUCAUCCCGCUGUCACAGCAAAAGAACCCCGCGCCCGAAAACCCGCGCAUCGUGCACUGCAGCGCCGGCGUGGGCCGCAGCGGCACCUUCAUCGCGCUGGACUACCUGCUCGCGGAGCUGGACGAGGGCAGCCUGGACGCCGUCCCCGACGGCCGCGACCCUAUUGAGGAGGUCGUCGAGAAGUUGCGCACCCAGCGCAUGAUGAUGGUCCAGGGCGAGACGCAGUUUAUGCUGUUGUACGAGACGCUGCGCGAGAAGUGGGUCGAGCGCUGGCGUCAGCGCAUGGGGCUGCCGUCUGCCCCCUACAAGCACCCAGAAGAGGUGUUGGGCGGCGAGGAGAAGAAGAGACAGGCCAAGGUUGCGAAGCUGGCGCGGGACUUGGAGGCGGAGAUGAGGCAGAACGCUUCGCUGGGGGAGAAGCUGUAAAGGGAGAAGGGGGGAAGCAGCGGCUUUUGCGCCUCUGAGCGAAGUUUGGAUGGCUGUUUGGUUGGUUGGUUGGUUGGUAUUCUUGUGG